AUGAGCACCUUAAACUCCACCACCGAAUCUACCCCCGACAACUCCAGCGCCAUCUACGGGUACUACAACACCACAGAAACUUUCUACGUACCGUACAACGAACGACCCGAAACCUACUUCGUCCCCAUACUAUUCCUCAUCAUAUUCGUGGUGGGCGUCGUCGGCAACGGCACCCUCGUCGCCAUCUUCAUCAAGCACAAGAACAUGAGAAAUGUGCCCAACAUGUACAUCCUUUCCUUGGCCCUGGCCGAUCUGCUGGUGAUCCUGACGAGCGUGCCCUUCACGUCGAUGAUCUACACCAUGGAGUCGUGGCCGUGGGGCGAGCUCAUAUGCAAGCUCUCCGAAUUCGCCAAGGACAUCUCCAUCGGCGUGUCGGUGUUCACGCUAACCGCCCUCUCGGCCGAUCGGUUCUUCGCCAUCGUGGACCCGCUGAAGAAGUUCCACACCAGCAGUGGAGGCCGGCGGGCUACCCGCAUCACCGUGUGCACGGCCGCCUCCAUUUGGAUCCUGGCGGUGGUUUGCGCCGUCCCGGCGGCCGUGGCGUCGCACGUCAAAGGCUUCCCGGACUAUCCGGAUUCCAGGUUCUUCGUUUGCUACCCGUUUCCGGACUGGUGGAAUCAAACGUAUCCGCGCGUAAUGGUGGCCAGUAAAUUCCUCGUUUUCUACGUCGUACCGCUGACCAUAAUAGCUGUGUUCUAUCUGAGCAUGGCGGCUUCGUUGAUAACGAGCACCAGAAACGCUCCGGGCGAGAUGCAAGGAAUGCACAGACAGAUAAAAGCUAGGAAGAAAGUAGCAGUAACGGUACUGGUAUUCGUGGCAGUAUUCGCCGUGUGCUUCGCCCCUUUGCACAUCUUCAUGCUAUUCUUCUACUUCCAUCCACACGCCGAGGAGCUCUACAACGAAUUCUGGCACUACUUCAGAAUAAUCGGCUUCUGUCUGUGCUACAUCAACUCCUGCGCCAACCCCAUAGCGUUGUACUUCGUCAGCGCCGCGUUCAGGAAGUACUUCGACAGGUACUUGUUCUGCAAGAAGCUCACCAGGACGACGUCGCACAGCUACCCCCAUCAAAGGGCCACCUCCAUGUCGCUGAUGUCACCGAGAAGGCCCCAGUCGAUGGUGAUGAUGCGGGGACAUUCGCGUUCCGUGCAUCUGCGCUUCGAUCCUGUGGUGAUACAAGAAACUUCGGUGACUCUACUGGGUGUUGGUAACGAUAACGCCUGUCACGAGCUCUAA
Phyllotreta striolata is the source of this 1233-nucleotide messenger RNA. The record is from the annotation of a GenBank genome assembly. NCBI's taxonomy places the organism in Eukaryota, Metazoa, Arthropoda, Insecta, Coleoptera, Chrysomelidae.